CCCGCCCCCGGGGCGCAGCCUGCUCGUCACCGGGUUAUGCUAUCCGUACCUGAACAAAGUUGUUUCAAUCUUCCUGCACUUUUACUUCCACCCUGAGGCGUGUGUGGAACAUCCGUCAGUCAGCGCGCAGGGCUUGUGUUGCACCCUCGCCUGGGGGCCUGCAGGACGUUGCAGGAGGGCCUGCUGGAACGUCGCAGGCGCUAUGACAAGCUUUGCUGACUUUUGGGGUGUAGAGUGCUGUGAGCCCACCAGAGGGCUCACACGCUACGGAAAUGAGUAGAGUUCAGACCAGAAUUUGUAAGUAAAUGGGAUAGCAGCAUCCCAAAAUAUUCAGUGACCAGAUUCUGACAAUGGACAGAAUGCAAGGAGAGUGUGCCAGUCCUGUGCCCUCAGGAGAUGCAGAGAAGAGCAGGACUGGAGAAGAGGACCCAGGACCAACUGUGUUGGGAAAAGCACAUGAGUUCUUUCAGAUUUGUGAUGUGGAAGGCAAAGGCUUCAUCACUUGCCAAGAUAUGCAGAGACUGUAUCCUGAGUUACCUCUUAGCCUGGAAGAGCUUGAAAAAGUUUUUGUUAUGUUGGAUGCGGAUGGCAAUGGGUCACUUACCCCAAAGGAGUUCACCACAGGAUUCAGCCAGUUUCUUUUGGGGCAGAUUGCUUUAAAUAAAGAAAUGCAACAAUCGGAAGCUGAAACAGCCUGCCUACCUAAAAGUGAAGAGACUGUGAGAGAUGAUGAGGAGGAGGAAUUCCAGUUCUUAAAUCUGAUGGAUCGGCUUGGAGCAAAAAAGGUCUUGGAGGAUGAAAGUGAUGUGAAGCAGCUUUGGUUGCAGCUGAGAAAAGGUGAAUCUCACUUACUUUCCAGUUUUGAAGAGUUACUGGCCAGAAUUUUUUCCCAGCUCCAUGAUGCAGAUAAUGAAAAGAAUGAGUUGGAAUGGGCUCUAAAAAAAAAAACUGCAGCUUUUGAUGAAGAAAUUCAAAAUCUCUAUGAAGAAAUGGAACAGCAAAUCAAAAAGGAGAAAGAGCAGUUUCUCUUGAAAGACGCAGAGAGGUUUCAGUCCUAUAGCCAAGAGCUGGAGUGCAAGCUCCUGUCGAAAGAGCAAGAACUGGAACAAUUGGUUCAAAACCAGAAAAGGUUGGAGCAACAAUGUACAGAACUUCUCAGUGGCAAACAAGAAACCAAAGUAGAGAAUGCCAAGCUGAAGCUGACUAACCAGGAGCUGCUGGAUGACCUAGUGAGAACUUCUCAUGAUCUGCAUUUGGCUCAACAACAGUUACAGGUUCUUCAGGAGGAAGCAUCAAGGCUAAAUGAGGAAAAGGAAAUAGAAGUAUACCGUGUGACAGAAACCUUACAGAGGGAGAAGUCAGGACUUCUGAAACAGCUGGAUUUCUUAAGGGAGAGGAACAAACACCUCAAAGAUGAACGUGACAUAUUUUUACAGCAAUGCAAAACAAGUGCUCGAAAAGCCAGCUGGAAGCAAAGAACAGGGUCUGUCAUUGGGAAAUACAUAGAAGGCAAUGUGCUGCCUAGUAGCUGUUCAUUUGAAGAUGAUGUUUUCAAUAACUCAUCAAAAAGAAUGAAUUCUGCUGGAUUGAAUGGAUUUCCCUCUGUUGAUCCUGAUGCUGGAGCCACUGGAGGAAUGUCUAAAGCAUCCCAUCUCCAAAGAAUAAUAUCAAUUGAGGAAGAUCAUUUACCCCAGCUUCUUGAUAGGUCGGUUGAUAAGCAGCUGAGCAAACAGACAGAAGAUGAGAGUACUUCUUUUGAGAUGGAAUUAGAUAAGAAAAACACAGAACCAUCAAUGGAACACUCACCACCAUCUUCUAGAGGGCAACCAGCAGGGAAGGAAGCGCUUUCAAAUGAGGAGGUAAUAAAAUCUGUCCCUGACCGCUUAUUCAAGAUAAUUUUUGUGGGCAAUUCAAGUGUCGGAAAGACUUCAUUCUUAAGACGAUUUUGUGAAGAUCGUUUUUUCCCAGGCACAGCUGCCACUGUAGGUGUGGAUUACAAUGUGAAAACCAUCACAGUAGAUAAUACCCAGGUAGCCCUACAACUCUGGGACACUGCUGGCCAGGAACGGUACCGAAGUAUUACCAAGCAGUUUUUCAGAAAAGCUGAUGGUGUCAUUGUAAUGUAUGAUAUAACAGCAAAAGACACAUUCACAGCUGUCAAGCAGUGGCUGAUAAGCAUUGAGGAGGAAACAGGGGAGAAUGUACCUGUGCUUUUGCUGGGUAAUAAAACUGAUAAUGAAAAGGAACGCGAGGUCCCUAAUGGAAUGGGAGAGCAUCUUGCUAAGGACUACAAUUUAAUUUUCUAUGAAUGCAGUGCAUAUUCUGGGCACAAUACCAAAAAGUCUGUGCUUCACUUAGCUAGGAUUUUAAAGGAACAUGAAGAUAAAAUGAAAGAGAAAACCAUUGUACUUCAACCUGAUGUGAAUAAAAAGUCUUGCUGUAUUAGGCCAUAAUAUGCUGGGGGUAUGUUUAGACAAAAGGCUCACAUUUAUAACACACUACAUGGAACCAUCAGAUUUGCCUUAUCUUCCAAAAAUUUAUUCUGCUGUGUUUGGAACGUAGAUGUAAGUGAUCCCCAAAAUCCUUGUAUGUUCUUAUCUUCACAUUUACACUGAUUGUCUUUAGUUAGUUGCAACAUGUUUGGGGCAUAACAGUCUGUUAUUCUGUUUUAUGCCUAACACCACUGAAUCCUGCUUUGUGAUCAGGUUUAUAGAAGCUGCUGCAUUAUUAAUAGUAAAGAACUUUUAUAGGAAGAAAACCACUUUGAAAAUGAAGUAGAUUUUACUGGUGUGGAUGACAUCUGAAUAGUUCUGUUUGCUUCACUGCAGGAUCAGGUUCUUCAGAUCCUGAUUUUGUGCUGACAUUUGUCAUUUGACUUUUUUUUUUUUUUUUGUGGUGGUGGUGCUUUUUUUAAAAUCAAAAUAGUCAGCUGCUUAGUUGCUUAAAACCCGCACACCAGCAGUUGUGAAUUUCAGAUGGUAUUUCAAAACUUAGUGUGAAAUAUACAUGAACAAAGAGCUGAAGAACUUUGAAGAUUAUCCUAAGUAGCAUUAAUUUAUUCACACUACAAAUUGUUUCAUAUAUGUACUUGAUGAGAAGCCCUUCCUCCCACCUAGAUGUGCUGAAUUAGGUAUGUCCAUACAGGCCACUGAGAUACCGUGGAGCCUUGCCUGAGUUAUUACCAAAUAAUCUGUGAUGUUUGCAGGGUGAAGGGGUGCCAUGGAAAGAUCUAGCUUAGUUUCCAGAAACAAAAAAGUCAUGGUGAUACACUGGCUAAUUAGCAUUGCACUUGGACCAAAUCAGCCCGGGCUCUUUACCGUAUUUGCCAUGGUUGUAUUGCAUUGUGUUCCAGAGCUUGAUGUGAACCUCUAUUGGGCUAAUAGUUGCAUGGUGUCCUGUAGAAGUCCAAAAGCAAUCAGGUGCUAGCUUGAACAUUCAAAUAAAUUCACUGUCAUAGGUGAAAACAUAGAUGUACAUAGGAAGCCCAUUUCACUGUUAUAGAUGGUUAUAGCACAAAACAUAUUAUGGUCAAUGGAGCAGCUUUUUGUCUCCAAAAGUCUACUACAGACGGUUUUGUGCCAAAUAUUCCUGAGGCAGAAUUUUUAGAAAUGGAUCUUUUGAGGAAGAUUUUGAAAAACAUUAUAGCGUUUGAGGAAUACGUAACAAAAAUCUCACUAAUCUCAUCUGGUGGGGUUUAAUAAUGUUAAGAAAAAAUCCCUCUUCAUCUACCAAAAUAAAUGACUGAUUUUUUCUAAAGUAUCUGCCAUACAGCAGUUUGCUUUUGUUUAACCAGAGCCUGCUAACACUGAAAUACAUGUUCAGUGCUUGAAAUCAAACCCAUAGGGAUUUGUUUUAGAAAACCAUGGUCCACCCUGGAUCAUAAAAAAACACGAAUGUUAUAAUUACUUUUGGAACCAUUUAUAGAAUAUAAAAUGAAAAUGAGAAACUUGAGAGUAGGUCACCCAACCAGCACAUGAUCAGCAGUCAUUCUUGCUGGCAUUUGACUUCAGUGAAUCCAGCUAUUGUGAUAAGCAUUCAAGAAUGAUUGUUCAUGAUGGUGAGUUUGUUAGCAAAGCAGAACCCAUGGCAUAAUUUAUUUCUUCAAAAUAUGAAGCAAAGCUAUAAAUAUUUUAUGAGAAUGUUACAGACAUUACAUUUUCAAUUCAUUUUCUAAAUGUUUUUAAAAAGUUAUUUUUCAUUGGAGUAAUGAAUUUGAAACUAAAUGGUAAAAUUAAGCAACAGUUCAAUAAGUAAUAAUAAGUAGAAUUUUUCAAAUAAAAACUUUGUCAGUACAUAAUUGUGCUCUUUGGAUUUCAGUCUGAUCAAAGGUAUUUAUCUAGUAGCAAUAAUUAUACGGUAAAGUUUGGAAGCUUCCACUUAUAACAAUUCCUAUUUCACACCAGCACUUAACUGUUCUUUUUCAUGAGUUGGGAUCCAACUACGACCCCUUUCCCUGUCAAGUAGAAUAACCAGGAUUUUUCCUCACAUUAUCAAUGUCAGAUGUACCAAGUAGUCCUAGAUGAGCUUAGUUGUUGCUUUUUCCGAGAUGAUUCCUGGGAAUCUGCUCACCCAAAUGAAAUACCCUUCCCCUUGCUUUUAUUGAGAUGCAUACAAACUCUCAAAGAACAAAAAGAGCAUUCGUUUCUGAAUAGGAACAGGUUUUCUGUUGGCUUCCCAAGACCGAUUAUUGAUGUCUGUUACUUAUUGUGAAGGGAUGUGUCACUUUAUCAAGUGUUACACUUUAUUCGUCAUGGGAAUCUAGCCAGACUUGAAUUGCUUGUGUCCAGUUUUGGCUGAAAGUGAACUAACGCAACCCCCUAAUUUAAACCUCAAUAAAAAUAACUAUUUAUCCCAAUUUCAAUCAGGGAAGAAGCAUCAUUGAUUUAAUUAUUGGCUUUUCUAAUUGACUGCAAAUAUUCUCUUCCCAUGCAGUAGGGUGUUUCCUACUCCAUCAAUGUCAGAAUUAGCAAUGUUUCUUCCAACCUCUAUCGACCUCAGGAAGACAGUUUCAAGGCUUAAUACCAGCUUUAAUACAAUACCACUGUAUUUCACAUUCAGGUCCUACAUUGUUAAUUCCCUGAAGACCAAACUGUUUUUGCAAGACAAUGACAUGUGAGUUGGAUCUUCCUCAUGUGACUUUUACAGGAGUGCUUUUAUUUGGAUGUAUUUUAGUGUGCACAGAAAGUUUGCAAGCAGGAUAAUACGGAACUUGAGGGAAGGCAAUGGUAAGGAGUGACUGAAUCCUGGGACCAAGUGGAUAUCUUUUUCUUUGUUCACCAGAGGCAAAUUUGGUGCAGUCUACUAUCCAUGAGAUAUCUUUCAUCCCAGACUAAUAAAUAUGUCUGCAGUUGUUCUUUUUCUAAAGUCCAACAAAACCCAACCUGCAAAGAUAGAGAUACACAACACUAACAUCAUCAGCUGCACAGAUAACAGAGAACUGUGUCUUCACUGCUCAUCACAAGCAGUGAAGCUUAUGAGCUACAAAAUUAGCAGGAGAGACAGGCAGGGAAGGAAGGGUGGGCGUGUUACCCUCUGUGUUAAGAAAUGGAUAGAUUGUGAAGAGUUCCUUUUAAAAAACAGCCAAGAGCAGGUUGAGAGCCUGUGGGUAAAAAUUAAGAACCAGACCAACAAAGUGUGUUGUGGCUGGAGUCUUCUACAGGCCACCUGACCAAGAGGAGUCUUUUGAAGAGGCCUUGCUCCAACUACAGGAAAGCAUUGCGCUCACAGGCUCUCAUCCUCCUGGGGGAUUUCAACCAUCUGGAUGUUUACUGGGAAAACCACGCGGCAGAAAACAAGCAAUCCAGGAGAUUCCUGGAGUCCAUUGAAGACAAUUUCCUCAUCCAGGUAUUAGACAAAACAACCACAAGAGAGGCAUUACUUGACCUGGUAAUCACCAACACAGCAGAGCUCAUUAAAGAAGUCAAGAUUGGAGGAAGCCUAAGUUGCAGUGACCACACCCUGGCUGAGUUUGUGAUCUCGAGGGAUAUGGGCCUAGCUAAGAGCAAAGUCAGGACCCUGAACUUCAGAAGAACCAACUUCCAACUGUUCAAAGAAUUAGUGAAUGAGAUCCAUCCCAUGGGACAUGGUCCUUAGGGACAGAGGAUCUGAUCAGAGCUGGCAAAUCUUCAAGGAUAUUUCCUUGGAGCGCAAGAGCUCUCUAUUCCCAUAUGUAAUAAAUCAAUCAGGGAAGGUAGGAAACCAUCGUGGCUGAAUAAGGACCUGCUGGUCAAACUUAGGCAAAAGGAAAUGCACAGAUGGUGAAAACAGAGCCAUGAGCACUAGGAAGAGUACAGAAAUGCUAGAUUUUUAUUAAUGAUUGAACAGUAUGGUUACUGUGGAGACUACACAGUACACAUGUAACACAAGCCAGUUAGCUUAAUAAGCUGCUAGCAAGUAGAAACAAUGAUAACUAAAAUCUGGCUGCUUCACCUUCAGUGGAUCAUUAAAUUGUCACUUCUUCUACCAAAUGUCUGAUUUUAAAGAAAUGUGUAGGAAUACAUUCUAGUAUUGCUGCCUGGAUGUGCAGGGAUGGAAUCAGGAAAGCCGAGGCACUGGCAGAACUAAACUUGGUGAGGGAUGCAAAGAAUAACAAGAAUAACAAGUUCUACAGGUACAUUGGCCACAAAAGAAAGACUAAAGAGAACAUAUCGCCUCUGCAGAUGAAGAUGGAGAACUGGUAACGACAGAUGUGGAGAAGGCAGAGGCACUUGACAACUUCUUUACCUCGGUCUUAACUAGUGGUCAGGCUUCCCACAUCUCUCGAGUCUCUGAACCUUUAGGUGGGGGAUGGGGGAGCACAGUCCCUCCCACUGUAAGUGAAGAGCAAAGUUUGGGACCUCCUGAUGCAACUUAACAACUGCAAGUCUAUGGGCCUUGGAGACGUGCAUCCCAAGGUCCUGGAGGAAUUGGCUGAUGUAGUUGCCAAGCCACUCUCCAUCAUAUUUGAAAACUCAUCUGUCAGGUGAAGUCCCUGGUGACUGGAAAAAAGGAAACUCACUCACAUUUUUAAAAAGGGUAGAAAGGAAGAAUCAGGGAACUACAGAGCAGUGAUUCCUUCUGAGAUCCUUCAGAUCCUCCAACUGCAACAAAUGGGAGAUGGAAAAGUACAGGGAUGCAUGUUUAUCGGCAAAUGUUCUGGAACUCUGUGGAGCUGGCUGGAAUCCAUAUUUUUAAUAAAUUUUUUUACCCAGAUCUAA
Anas platyrhynchos (mallard) is the source of this 7196-nucleotide messenger RNA. It is a transcript of the gene CRACR2A, whose product is annotated as calcium release activated channel regulator 2A. Gene Ontology annotation, molecular function: GTP binding; calcium ion binding; GTPase activity. The record is from RefSeq and is a predicted model, not a curated record. NCBI's taxonomy places the organism in Eukaryota, Metazoa, Chordata, Aves, Anseriformes, Anatidae.